CUGUUACCCAGAUGGCGAACUUGGUGGAGAUUUGGUCGCUCAACUUCAGAAGUGCGCCUUUGAAGUCUAUCGACCCGACACAAUGAUGCAGUUGUCUCGUGAUCCUCGCUAUGGAGGUUUCUGGCUGGCUUGCGAUCAAGACAUGAUCCAGGAGCGAUACGUCAAUCACCCGAGACGAUGGUCUUCCAUACCGACUCCGCCAUCCCGUGGAAGCGUAGGUCGGCCCGCCAGCGUGCCGUCAACGCCUCAGCAGCGGUUUGGGGUUCUACCGAUGACUCCUCAUCUAUCGAAUGGUACAUUACCUUCAACGCCUUCGAGUCCUGUCAGCACCUCCUCCUCUCUCGAGUAUUUCGGAGCUCAUUCGCGUAAACCCUCAUCCACAUCUUUGGUGUCGCCGAAUAUCGGUCACGGUGAUGUACCCUUGCCUAUGGAUGGAGGGCCUAUGCGGCGCCAACGAGCCGGCUCCAGCAACCGAGGACCCCUUGUUCGACCGACACACAAAAAGCGUCAAUCGACCGACUCGACGUCGACCUCGUGGGAGACCUUGGCUAGCAGUAGUAAUGGAGCGCCGUCCUUCGGUUUCCAUGGCAAAUCAUCUCUCUCGCCCGACCUGCCUCGUUCCAUGUGGACACUUGACGUGGGUGAGACAUGCGUAUGGAGCAUCGUCUCGACGGAGCAGAAGACAUACACAUUCUAUGUGCCACCUCAAGCUACUAACGCUCCUACCCCGUACACUCCGUUCCCGGAGAUUAUCCGAUACUUGCCUCCUGGUCAGGCUGGGUCGGAUCCCCUGCCUGGUCAUGCACCGCAUCAGACCUACACCACCUUGACAAACUUGCCACUGAUUACCAUAUACGGCCGCAACUUUGUACCGAAGCCCGAACGAGGCUCUUCAGACUUCAAAGUCUUUUAUGGGGAUCAAAUGGCGGAACACACUGAAGUUCGAUGCCCCGAAGUCAUGGCUGCUUCUGAACCCACUGGACCCAUCCGAGGCCCCGUGCCCAUCACACUGGUCCGAGAAGAUGGACAUUGUUUCGUUCCUACGAAUGUUUUGUACACUCCUAGAUCCACACCAGGUGCCCCUUGAUCUGGCCAUCUUUCUCUCAUAGACAUUUCUACUGUACACUUGGCGACGAAUAUCACUCAGCAUGCCUUGGCUGUCACAGCUCACCCGCAAUUCAACAUGUAUAUCCUAGUCAAUAGAUGCAU
Kockovaella imperatae is the source of this 1209-nucleotide messenger RNA. RefSeq lists its product as hypothetical. Gene Ontology annotation, biological process: regulation of transcription by RNA polymerase II. Bases 83 to 1087 code for a protein of 334 amino acids. Lineage: Eukaryota; Fungi; Basidiomycota; Tremellomycetes; Tremellales; Cuniculitremaceae. The transcript has 3 exons. Gene Ontology annotation, molecular function: RNA polymerase II cis-regulatory region sequence-specific DNA binding; DNA-binding transcription activator activity, RNA polymerase II-specific. The record is from RefSeq and is a predicted model, not a curated record.